AUGUAUCCUCAACACUCCGGGCAGGGUCAACAUGCUCGGCUCAACGGCGCCGGGCGAGGCAUCCCGAACUUGCUAUACAACUAUCAGCAUACCCAACAUCAACACCCUUCUCAAACGCAACACCACCAAGGACUUCAACACGACCAUGGAAUGCCCAACGCUAAUGGCCUAGGCCAUCACUCAACCUUUACCCCAGGUGUGCUUUCUAACUCGAGUCCCUUCAACCCAAAUGCGCUUCAGAAUGGUCAUUCUGCAGGAAACCGAGGACAGCCACCUCCGAACGAAAUGUGGCAGGAGCAAUUGCGAAUGCACAAAGAUGCUGAACGAGCGCAUUCUGCUAUGACCGAUCAACAACAACCGCACUACUAUGCUAGGCUCAGAGCGUCGGAAAACCGAGGAAUUGGUCCCCCACCAUCAGCUAGCCAACGUGCCCACCCGGACGACGAAGACGACGGUGUUGAUAGGAGACGACCCUUGGCUAUUGAGAAGGAGGCAACACGGCAGGACUGGCACAAUCUGGAUAUGAGUGGGCAGGGGUUGCGAAACUUGGCUCCUGAGCUCUUCAAGUAUAAGUUUUUGAACGAGCUCUUUAUCGCCUCCAACAAACUGACACGACUACCAAACGCGAUUGGGGAACUACGAGCAUUGCGCCACCUCGACGCCUCCUUCAAUCAGAUAAUCGAAAUUCCCCCCGAGAUCGGAAUGUGCACUUAUCUCAAGAACCUGUUACUUUUCAAUAAUAACAUCCAAACAUUACCGAACGAACUUGGAUCACUGCACCUUCUGGAGAUGCUUGGCAUCGAGGGCAACCCAUUGGACGCGGACGUGAAACAUAAAAUCAUGGAGGAGGGUACAAAGAGUCUGAUACAUACGCUGAAGGAAAAUACUCCUAUGCCUAUUCCUCCCGCACCCCGAAUGUCCAUCGUUAUACAGGAGGACGUGUCACCUAGUCUGGAGAGGAUCAAGGUUUUCUCGUGGAACAUUCUUUGCGACAAGUAUGCGACACCCCAGACUUACGGUUAUACGCCCACCCGCGCCCUCGACUGGGAAUAUCGCAAAGGAUGUAUCCUGGAAGAACUCCGCAUCAGGGAUGCGGAUUUUCUUGCUCUUCAGGAGGUAUCAACAGAUGCUUUCAAGGAGGAUCUUAGCCCGGAACUUGCUCAGAUGGACUACAAGGGAGUUCACUGGCCCAAGUCACGAGCCAAGACCAUGUCGGAGAAGGAUGCCCAGUCUGUUGACGGUUGUGCAGUCUUUUACAAGCAGAGCAAGUUCAUUCUUCUUGACAAGCAGCUUAUCGAAUUCGCAACGAUUGCCAUCAACCGACCCGACAUGAAAAACCAGCACGAUGUGUUCAACCGUGUGAUGCCUAAGGACAAUAUUGCUGUUAUUUGCUUCUUUGAGUCUCGUCUCACCGGAGCUCGAAUUAUCCUGGUCAACGCCCAUCUCACGUGGGACUCUGCCUUGGCCGAUGUCAAGGUUAUCCAAACUGGUAUCCUCAUGGAACAUGUUACGAAGCUUGCGGAGAAGUACGCGAGGUGGCCAGCUGUCAAGGACAAGAAGAUGAUUGUGCUACCGAUGGGCGACGACGAGGUACCUGUGCCCCAAGCUGAGCCAGGCCCGAGCCAAGAGUAUCGCACCAAUACCGAAAUUCCUCUGCUGGUCUGCGGUGAUUUCAACUCCACAGAAGACUCUUCAGUGUAUGAGUUGAUGUCUAUGGGACGUGUACCACCCGACCACUUAGAACUGAGCAGCUUCCAGUACGGUAGCUUCACGCGAGACGGUAUUGAACACCCUUUCAGCCUGAAGGACGCCUACCACCACCUCAAAAACACCGCCGAUGCAAUGCCAUUUACCAACUAUACGCCUGGAUUUGCCGAUGUGAUUGAUUACAUCUGGUACUCUACGAAUACUCUGGAGGUAGUAGACCUUCUUGGACCCCCCGACCCCGAAUACCUGAAGCGAAUUCCCGCCUUCCCUUACUGGCACUUCCCUGCAGAUCACAUCCAGAUCAUGUCUGAGUUUGUGAUCAAGGGCCGGAAGGAUAAGAAGCACCUCCCCGAUCGUGAACCGGACUUCGGCCCCGGGUCACGCGGUUGA
Molecule: messenger RNA, 2097 nt
Organism: Fusarium mangiferae
Lineage: Eukaryota; Fungi; Ascomycota; Sordariomycetes; Hypocreales; Nectriaceae
Exons: 2
Coding region: 1-2097 (698 amino acids)
Biological process (GO): nuclear-transcribed mRNA poly(A) tail shortening
Cellular component (GO): cytoplasm; nucleus; CCR4-NOT complex
Molecular function (GO): poly(A)-specific ribonuclease activity; protein binding
Source: RefSeq, a predicted model, not a curated record